GAAUUUAUUGCCUUCCUAUUAACAUUGUAAACGACGCGAAAAUUAAUUCGACAAAUCGACGUUGUCGGUGGUGGAGACUUGAUUGAGGUGUUGCUUGCGCCACGUCCUCGCGUUGUUCCUUCUCAGCACGUCGCUGACGAACGAAUUGGCCUCUUCUCUGUCCUUGCAGUUUUUCGACCGGCGCCUGAUCAUCCAAUGGCCGGUGAUGCUCUCGGCGCCGUCGCAGAUCCGGCACUCUCCCAGGAAAUUCGCGAUUUUCUUACCUUUGUUGGACACCGCGGUGAUGGCCACCAAAGAGGAGUGCCUGAAGGGCACCAUCGAGGUGGCGUUCCAAGUGCCUUCGGCCAGGAACCCGUUCGUCGGAGGGUCCUGCGGCACGAUUUUUACAGUGGGAUUGUUCGGGUGCAGCCUGCUAUAGAACCUGAUCUGCAUGCCUCCGGCGAAGCUGUCGAAAUCUCCUGUUAUGUUGCACAAGCUGGCGUCUCCUUCGGACGUUUUGGCGGCGUUCUCGUACCUAAUCAGCUCCUGGACGUCCUUCAUCACUUUGCCCAGCAGCUCCUUUCUCUGCGUGGUCGUUUCCUCUUGGUCCAAUUCGUAGUCGUCGGUUUCGAUUUUGUCGUAAUCGCCUGCGGUGCACGUGGAGGAAUCAUUCAGCGAUUGUGUCGUCGAUGCUGAUGAUUCGGACUGAUUAACAAACUUCGUACUCGAUGAAGUUGAUGACGAAUAAGACGAAAUAGUAGUUGAUGCGGUGGAGGUCGAUGAGGCAUCGCCUGCAGAUCUGGUUUUACGAGCUUUCCGUUUGAAUUUCUCGAUGAAUUUUCGCAGAUUUUCGCUCAACGGUUGCGACUUUAGGUACUCCUUUUCCCUUUGCAGCAAAUGCCGUUUGGCUCUUUCGAUUAUUUCUCGUUCGGGCCGUUUGGUUUCGAUGGUCAAUAACGAGAAGCACAGUAGAACGGAAAUGUGUCGAUAUAAAUGCAUGAUGUACCGUUUAAGUCAAAACUGACAACUUUUGUUAUGUGCAAUUCAUUGCGAAUCGUAUUGAUCUUUACAUAUUUUCUAUUUUUUACUAAUUGUUUGUUGGAGUCGCAUUUUGCCGAUGAGGAUAUAUUCAAAAUAGUGAAGAGGAAUUUGAUAUGCAGAGAGAAGGAGUACUUGAAAACCAGACCGUUGAGCGAGAAUUUGAAGGAUUUCAUCAAAAGAGCCAAAAGGCACAAUAAAGGUAAACGCAACAAAGAUGUUAUACAAGAGAAAAUGUAUAUUUUAAAAGGUGGCGAGGUCGUUCCCUUCAAGCAACUCAACAUUAGAGAUACGGGCGAAUACAACACCAAAGGGGAUGCUUUAUUACAAGGAAGAUUCACCGUAGUACCGUUGAUAAUACCUAGAGAGAAUACCUCCAGCGAAAUCGACCAAGAAACUACUUGCAUCGAUGACGAAGAAAUGACUACAAACACUACCACUACUUCCAACACCACAGCCUUAGAAAAAGUAACAGACGAGUACGAUAUGGUACCCAUCGAGGCAACCACCAAAGGAGAACUCAUAGGUAAAGUCAUCAAAGACAUCAAGGAAUUGGUGAAUUUCGAACGAAAAUCGCGACCCCAAGGGGAAGCCAGCUUGUGCAACGUCACCGGCGAUUGGGACAGCUUCGCCGGGGGCAUGCAGCUGCGCAUCACCUUCGCCUUCGCCAAUCCCACGCCGAAGGUGCCCAGAAUCGCGAUAGUACCGCUCGAACCUCCCGGCGAGGGGUUCCUGACCGACAACACCUGGAACGCCACGGGCAUAUCGCCCUUUCCCAAUUCCUCGAUGAUCUCGCUCACCAUGGUCUCGUCCACGUCGAAGAAGAUCGCCACGUUUCUCGGAGAAUGCAGAAUAUGCGACGGCUCGGAGAGCGUGACGGGUUUCUGGAUGCUGAGGCGCAGAUCUAAAAAUUGCAAGGACAGGGAGGAGGCGAACGCCUUCUUCAGCGACGUGCUGAGGAAGAACAACGUGAGGAGGUUGCAGCACGAGCACUUGGAGGAAAUCGCCUCCACCAUUGCGCCCUUAGAUUGAAUGGAAAUUGGGCCAGUAACAGUAAUAAUUGCUUCUGAAGUAUGUAUUAUAAAGGGUCAACACAUGGGGAUUUUUAAUAAACUUGUAGUACUAGCCAAAAUAAAGUAAUGGAUAUUUAAUAAAAUUUAUAAAAUCUAAAAUAUUUAUUGAUAGUAUUAAGUAAUAAAAAUUUCUUAUAAUGCACAUAAUACGACUGGAUAGUAUAAAUAUCCAUAUAAAAAUCACAUUCUAUACAUGUUUGGUAUAUUAGCUGUAUCAUCAGAAUUGAUAUAUAUUCUGAAAUAACAGAAAACAAUAAAUUUUCUGGGUAAAUAUAAUGUAAAAUAAAUAAAUAUAACAAAAUUAAAUAUUUGCUAAACAAGAUACAAGGUUUAUUAUAAUUAAGUCGAUUUAAAUUGAGUAAAUAUAGGAAAAUUAAGAAUUUUUCUCAACUAACAAACUACUCGAACAUAACAUGUUAUUAUUAAAUUUUUACACUGUGCAAAAUUGUUUAAUAUGCGAUAAUUAACAUCAUUUUGUAUUGCAUUUAAUUGCCCUACUUAUGUGCUAUAACAUCCAACGUAAUCUUGACUGGGUAAUUAGUAUUCUCGUUUCUUCAUAAAUCUUAUUAAAUGGGUAGAAUCUUUUUUACCUACUCUAAAUUAAAAGUUGGACACGUUAACAAUAGAUUUGCUAGUUGAGAAUCAUUUUAAUUAUCUUGCACACGCCGGUAAAUAAAUAAAAAUAAAUUAUUACACUUUUUCCCACUUCCAAUCGCCCUCCAAAGGAGUUUCGGUUUCGAAAUCGAAAUUCCACUUUGUCUUGCAUUCCUCGCGCAAACUGUUCACAAUUCGCUGCACAGCGAUUUCAUCUUCAACUUCAUCACUCUGCCCGGAAAACAACCUUCUUCUGCAUUUUCUUCCGCGGAAAAUUCGAUUUUCUGCAGCGGGAUUUUCCGAAAACGAAUCGUUUUCUGGACAUUGCACUGGCGGCGCUGGUGGUAACGUCUUUUCGGAAUUAUUGUGAUUGUUAGUCAUGGUUA
Phyllotreta striolata is the source of this 3070-nucleotide messenger RNA. NCBI's taxonomy places the organism in Eukaryota, Metazoa, Arthropoda, Insecta, Coleoptera, Chrysomelidae. The record is from the annotation of a GenBank genome assembly.